GCUUCCGCUGACGUCAGAGGACCCGCUGAAAUUCAAAGUUAGAGGAGGAAACAGAAACGCUUUUGACAACAAGAAGGCUGCUUUUCCCCUCUCCCGUUUUAUGCAACGUACGUUGAACCGAACCGAAUAUUUUAAGACAUCUUCUUAGUUCAAUAUGGAAGCUAAGGAGGAAAAUGGGAGCAAUAUCACCUUAAAGAGGCAGAGGGAACCUCUCUCAGACACGGAGGACAACAUCGUCCCUGCAUCAGAAGUCAAAGAUGGACUGAAGCGACGGCGUCUGGAAGCAGCUGGUCAGGAGAACCAGACUCCUGAGUUGCCUUCAUCUGAACGUCGAGCUGAGUUCCUGGCAAAGCCGGACACACCGAUGAUCCCGUCGGUUCGUUCUCGAGUCCAGCUGCUCACUCAGAGAAAAGAUGGGGCUCCUGUAGCGCAGCGUUGUUUCUCGGAUCCGGGAACUGAAGGCCCAUCUGUUUCCAACAAAGGUGUCAGAGAGCAUCUUCUCGGCGAGGAUGAAUUUCAUCAACGCAUGGAGCGCUUUAAUAAGGCGCCGGUCUCUCAGGCUAACACCACCCAAACGCCGAGCCCUGGCAGCACCUGUCCACGGAGCCGCUCCGACUUCGUGUGUGACAUUCAGCAGAAACUACAGUGCACAACCACCCCCAGCUCCAAGCAGGCCUCCAUCAUACGGCAGGAACGGGAACUGGAGUUAAACCAGUUGCCUUUCCAGCCAAUCAGUGAGAACGCCUGGCUGAAAAGGUGCAGCUCUGAUUCCUCAAUAACUCAGGGAAGGCCCCCUGCUGGAAGCUCAUCCCCCUCCUCAUGGGUUCCUGUGUCUAAACGGAAAUUUUGUUGGCCUCCCAUGCAGCCUAGGGAUCAGGAUCUCGGAGAUGCUGAGACCAAAGAUGGGAGUUUUACUGAAAUUUUGAUGUCUGCUGCAAACAAGCAUUCUGGGAAUAUGAUGGGUGAAGCGGCUCCCUCUGAUGUUCCUGCUGCAUCUGAAGAACUCAAACUCACAGACGAAUGUCCGAAAGAGAGCGUUUCUCUGGGUGAGGAAGAUAGAAAUGCGAAAGAGCUCAAGACUGUAAAUGUGAACAGAGACGAGCGGCCAGGGAGCCAGACCGUGUUAAAGUUGUCUUUCAGUGAGGAGAACAGCCUGACAGAGCUGCAUGCAGGUGAUAAGAACAGUUUCUUACAGUCAACUCUUCUAGAAGAGCUAAACGUGAAGGAAACAAGCCAGGUUUCAAGGGUAACCGAAGAGGAAAGGUCAGAGGUGUUUACCUUCGAUGAUGAGACGAUGGAAGGUUCUACGUAUGGCGAGGAGGAGAUUGAGCCUUCGACAGACGAGGAACUAAAGGAAUGGAGAUACCCGCAACAAAAGGUGUCAGGUGAUGAGGAAGCCACGUCUGUGAAGAAGCAAGGGCUCACUAAGGAGAAGGAAGAAUAUUUAGAGACAUCUAGAGGGUGGAAGGAAAAAGGAAGCACCUUCAGAAAUAAAAGUGAACCUACUGACGUUGAAGGUGCUCCAGAUCUAGAUGUCCCAAAUAAAACUGCUGGCUUUAUCGAACAGCAGCCUGAUGAUAACUUUAGACCAGAGGGAGAAAAUGCUGUAGACGAUUCUUUGAGAGAGAAAUCGUCCGAAAAUGCAGCCCAUGAAGUAAAUACCGAAAAUGUAGCUCUGACCGAUGGGAAGGAUCAAGAUCAGGGUUCUUCAGAGAUCCACAUGUCAGAUUCUCAUGAAAGGGAGAAAGAUUCAGCAGAAGGAAGGAAGGGUGGUGUAGAUGGGUUAAAAGUGGGAAGCUCAAAGAAAGUCACCUUUAUCCUGGAGCCUGAGCUGAUCAACAGCUCGGUUUUAUCUGAGAGCGACGUCUCAACAGAGUCACGGACAGAGACCAGCCUGUCAGAUGCUGGGUCAAGCUCUCACGACGACACCAACACAGCGGAAACAAUCGAGAAGAUGUUUGAAGAGGUGCUGGAAUAUGCGGAAGAGAUGGAAGAUGGGGGACGGGUUGAGGAAUACGGACAGGAUCAUGACAGUGGCAUUGGCGCCUGUUCUGGGGGCAAGGACGGCGUGGACCUGGAGAGGGAGAAGAGCGAAAGGGAGGAAGAGCCCAGAGAAGAGGAAUGUGACGAGAAUGACGGAGACGAGCUCCUCACUUUUCCUCAAAGUGGAAUCCUCUCUCCUCUCAGCAAAUCCGUUGAAGCUGUGGUCACCCCAUUGCGACUGGCAGCAGCCCAAGAGUCUAAUCCUCCGUCUCUGCUCCUGACCCCAGAAGAAACAAGCACCCCUCCUCCUGAAACCGCUCCUCUGUACAGCAUCGAUGCGUACCGCACACAGAGGCAAAGGAAGCUGCCGGCCAUUCAGAGCGUGACUCCUGCGGUUCAGAGACGCACUCCAGAGACGGCAAAGCCUAAAGAGUCUGUCAACACCAAGGAGAGAAUAACUGCUCUGAACGAUGAAGCAGGGAAACUGCAGACUGUGAUCAACCAGACGCUGCAAGCUCUGAGCUGCUGCACCGAUGAAGAGCACGGACGAGGGUCGCUGGAGGAGGCCGAAGCUGAGAAACUUCUGCUUGUUUCCUGUGAGAAGCGGUCUGCUCUGCUGGCAGAGGUGGCCAGACUGAGGGAGGAGAGGAACCUGCAAUCUGAGGAGCCUCCAAAGGACGACGCAGACUACGUUUCCCAGCAGGCCUGCAGAGGAACCGUCAACAUCACCAACAUCCAGCUGCCUCUAAAGGUGGAAUACGUCUGCUCCUCACACAGCAAAGCAGGACGGCCGAGCCACUACUUCUUUGUCCUGAUCCGCUACGGGCCGUGCAACAUCAUCGCCACGCCGCUGGCCACGGCCGCUGAUGCUCGAAAUGGAGACACCAUCUCCUUCCCGACUACAGUCACACUAAAGGAUAUUCGCUCUUCCUUUGAGAUUGAUGUUGAAGUCUACAGCCUGUGUCCUACUUCAGGAACCAGCUGCACCACGGACCGGACCAGCACUAAGUCACGUGUCACACCAAGGAAGCUCCUCAAUACCAUUACAGUAAGUAUUCAGGUGUCUUCAGGCUCCGCCCCCUCUGCUCUCAACACGCGACGCUCCAGUAACUUUUCUCUGGUGGGUUCCCACAAGAUCACCUUGGCUUCACUGGGAGGCAGCAAGUUCCUCCUGGAUAAGAUGAAACUUGAUGGCAAAAUCAGGAGGCUGCUGGGAGAUGAAUUUCAGGAAAAGGUGCCGUUUCUUUCACCACUAGAGGGCCACAUCUACCUGAAACUGGACAGCGAGGGCCACUCCAACGUCCAGCACCAAGGCUUCCUGACGAUGUUUGAGUUAAUCAGCGGGUUCGGCGUGUGGAACCGGCGAUAUUUUGUCCUGGAGGCGUGCAGCAUGUACUACUGGAACAGCCCAAAUGACCGGGAGACCAAGGAAGCAGAAGGCAGCAUCUCUCUGUCCAGGUCCCCCAGUCAGUGCGUCAGGCCUGUUAAGAGAGAUUCAUGUGCCCGACCCUUCACCUUUGAGCUGGUGAACGCCUGCCAGCAGGAGGACCAAAACCAGGAAGCGCUGUCCAAGUGUUGGUUCUCAGCUGAUACCAAGCAGGAGAGGUUGGACUGGAUGGAGAAGCUCAGCCAAGCCCUGCUGGACUUUCACACAUGGAGCCGUCCGCAGGCGGAAAACCUGGCGUCCAGCAGCGGGAACCUGAGGGAGAGUAUCCUGUGACGGCUCCACCCGCGGUCUGUCCAACCUGAGACUUAUGAAGACGUCCCGGGAUCAGCUUCCAGGUGUUGGGUCGAGUAUGAGCUGACGUCGGGGUUCAGAGUUGUGGAGCUGAAGCUCUGAUUCGCUGCUGAAACGCAUCUCAUGUUGAUUUGUUGGUGGGAGAUUUUAUCUAAUUCAUGUUUGUGUUUCUUUUAACCUGAUUCCAACCUAUUAUUGUUGGUUUUCACUUUCAUUUGCAAACUGUUGCCAUUUGAAUAUUUUUAAGUUAAUGGUAUCAGGUUUUUUUGUCUUUUCCUUUUUUUACUCUAGUUUUAUUUUAUGCAAAAUUUAUUUUCUUUGUUUUUCAUCUAUGGUAAUUAGCUGCUUUGUUGGUAAUAACUGGUCACUUUAAGUUGUUAAUGGGAUUGUUUUCUUGUAGCCAAUACUAUUACCCAUCUUUACUUGUGUGUGUGUGUGUAUACAUAUAUGGAUUUAGAUUAUAUUCUUAUUGUUUAAGCUUGAAGGAUAAAUAACUCCGGUAAAUACACUAACACUAAAUAAAUUUCAAACUCUGCUUAACCAACCUAGUAUAGUGGUUUCAUUGAGGAAAAACACUACAAAUAGAGCUACUCCUGACUUAUCAGAAACAAUUUUCUUUCUCAAAGAUGAUACUGUAUCGCUUGAAGACUUGAUAUCUCUAAAAGUUUGACGGUAUUUUAUUUUUGUUUUUAAGGAAACAGUUUAUUGAUGAAAACUUUAAGUGUAGGUUAACAGAAAUGGUCAUCUGAAACUGUUAGUCAGCAUUCGGUUAUUUCUCUGAAAUGAUGUAGAAAAUCUAGAAGAGCUAUUUAAAAGGCAUAAUUUUAUCUACAUCAAUGGGGAGGAAGGUUUGGUUGCAUAGAUUUCAAGAUUUUCAGGUCUGAAUAUUUUUUGGGAUGGUUUUCUUGAUAAUUUUUCUAUUUAAUAAUCAGUAUUUCUGGCAUCUUUUCUGACUUCAUUCCCUGCACUCUGACGUGUUGAUCUUUCUAUUAUUGUACAUACAAAGACUCAUUUAGUUAUAGAUGUAAACGCAUGUAUGGUGGAGCGAAUGGUGUGGAUAAAUGAUUAUUUGUUCUCUGAAGUUUUCUUUCCCAUCUGUCAGUCUUCUGUUUCCUUGUAUAUGUGUAUUCUCAACCUAUGCACUCAUUACCAAUAAAGUUAAAUGAUUGAA
Fundulus heteroclitus (mummichog) is the source of this 4892-nucleotide messenger RNA. RefSeq lists its product as uncharacterized. The coding region runs from base 155 to 3703 and encodes 1182 amino acids. Gene Ontology annotation, cellular component: actomyosin contractile ring. Lineage: Eukaryota; Metazoa; Chordata; Actinopteri; Cyprinodontiformes; Fundulidae. The transcript has 24 exons. The record is from RefSeq and is a predicted model, not a curated record. Gene Ontology annotation, biological process: mitotic cytokinesis; actomyosin contractile ring assembly; septin ring organization.